CUGAUGUGCCGGAUUAGGGUGCUUUUAGAUUUCGUAACCCAACAUUGUGCAGCAUUUGUGUGUUAAAACUGUUGUUUAUGUUAGCUCGUCUCAGCGGUGACAUUAAGAGCCUUUUGGAGCACCGCUAAUCGCGUUCAAACAGGCUGAAGACUGAUCCAAGUUAGACGUAGCUAGUUUGCGUUACAUACAUAACUGGCUAACAGAAGCUAACGUUAGCUAACCGUUCAGUCGAUAUAGGUUAUUUGCAUUAACGUUAGAAUGGGUGAGGAAAUUAACGAGAAGCUCAUUAACACAGACAAUGGAGCUGCCAGUACGACCAAUGUGGAGGAAAACGGCGAAACUGUAGAAUGUGGUGUAAAAUAUUACACAUUAGAAGAAAUAAGAGUACAUAAUAUGAGUCAUGACACAUGGCUCAUCAUCCACGACAAAGUAUACGACAUCACAAGUUUUCUUGAAGAGCAUCCAGGAGGUGAGGAGGUUUUGCUGGAGCAGGCCGGUGCGGAUGCCACAGAGAGCUUUGAGGAUGUCGGUCAUUCCACAGAUGCCAGGGAGAUGCUCCAGCAGUACCUUGUUGGGGAGCUUCACAUGGAUGACAGAAAAAAGGUGCCCUCAAAGGAGGUACAUGAAACAAAUUCAGGACAGUCCAGCUCCUGGACCAUGUGGUUGAUACCUGCUGUUGUAGCAGCUGUUGUUGGUGUCAUGUAUCGCUACUACCUGUUUGAACACAAGUCCUCUUGAGUGCUGGCAUCCUGUUUUCAUCUCAUUCUUUUCAUCUGGAGGCCUUGAAAUGUUUGACCAAAACCUCCUCACAGUGAACGCACACAGUUAGGAGUGUGUGCAUCCUCUGCAACAAGAAAAGGAGGGGAACAGUUUGAUAAAGUACUUUUGUCCUUGUUCGUCUACAUAGAGUGCACCAAAUAGACAGGCGGGCAGAGACUUUAUUAAAUUGUCUGCCUUCAGUUUCUUCGUAUUUCAUUGUCGCUAUGCCUGUUGUCAUUCAUGUUAAACGUUGUCUUUAACUUAAACUCUCAUAUGCAUUUGACCCAGUUUGUAUGCUCAUUAACCAUUUGCCUGCUCAGACAAAGGUUUUGUUAACAGCCUGGUUUUCAUACACCAUCAUGACCCAGAUAGACUAAAUGAAAACACUGAAGGAGAUGUCAGUAUGCAAAGUGGUGAUGAAAUCAGGGUAGUGGUUAACAGCGACCAGUACACAGUCUACACUGAAUUAUAACAUCAAAUGCAUUUCCGUAGUUUUGAUAGAGUGAGAAAUGUUACUGCUGUCUAACUCUCGAUAAGAAUCAUGAGUUAAUUCCUGUCACUGCUUACUGGUUGAAAAUGCAUAAUCUUUCCAGUUAUGUAAUUGCGGUGUCAAAUCUUUGUGUCUGUUCCUUUCUGAAAAUGGUGGUGAAUUAUAUUGUAUCAGUGAUUUUUUUAAGGUUGGAUGUGUUCUGACUCCUUUUUAUACAGUUCUGUUAUCAGGAAUUUGUGUAAAUGUUCAAAAUACCUGAUCCAUAUAUUGAUAUAAAUUAAUGUAGUAUGUAAUGAUACAAUAAUAUUUUAUUACCCAGAUAUAAUAACUGACAGUGAAUGACUGAGUGAAUACCCUUGAAAGAAGAGAAGGAUUUGUUAUUUGAUUGUUGUUUUUCAAAUUUCACUGUUCCCCACUAUGCCAUUUGUUAUUUAACUUUAACUUUAUUUCAUUGUAACACAUCUUAAUUCUAUGUUUUGGGUGAAUGGUGCUGGCAGUUGAAAAGUGUCCAAUCAAGUCAGCAAGUUGUUAUUUGAGCCGUAGAUGAGUGUCUUUCAAGCUGCAGUCAGUCAUAAUAAUCUAUUUUAGUUUUUUUUUUUUUUUUUUAAUUCUGUAGGUUGCUCUACAGAUUUUGGCACUGUUAAAUAUGUUUUGGUUCAGGUAAGCGCUGCAUAGCAUUUCUAAAAUCACUCCUUGUAUCGACUAUUCUGAAAUAGCUGCUCAUAUUACUAUCGCAAACGCAUCCUCCAACUACAAAGACCAUAACAAUUUGAAGUCCAUUUACCACGUUUCAAUACACAAAAGUUUCAAAUAUCUGAAAAAAAAACGUGCUGCUAUUUUCACCUGGCUACAAUAUUUACUUGCAGAUGUCAGAAUGUAGUUGGUUGUCUGUGAAGAUGAAUAUUUGCCAUCUCUGUGCAUCUCAACUGCCAUUUCCUGUCAUUAAAAGUCUCUUUGAAUAAAAUUAAUCUUUCAAAAGUG
Chelmon rostratus (copperband butterflyfish) is the source of this 2230-nucleotide messenger RNA. RefSeq names its product cytochrome b5. Lineage: Eukaryota; Metazoa; Chordata; Actinopteri; Chaetodontiformes; Chaetodontidae. Gene Ontology annotation, molecular function: heme binding. The record is from RefSeq and is a predicted model, not a curated record. The transcript has 5 exons. Gene Ontology annotation, cellular component: intracellular membrane-bounded organelle; membrane. The coding region runs from base 259 to 738 and encodes 159 amino acids.